Anopheles merus is the source of this 742-nucleotide messenger RNA. Its product is annotated as zinc finger protein 706-like. The transcript is spliced from 2 exons. NCBI's taxonomy places the organism in Eukaryota, Metazoa, Arthropoda, Insecta, Diptera, Culicidae. The coding region runs from base 119 to 352 and encodes 77 amino acids. The record is from RefSeq and is a predicted model, not a curated record.
GGUGAUGCGAUUGACAGCCAUUUCCGAAGCGUUCAGAUUGCAUCUGGUGAGGCUAAUCGUGGUGCGUGGUACGUUUCAUCCGAGAUAAGGUGUAAAAUCUGUUUAUAAAUCGCAUACAAUGGCUCGUGGUCACCAGAAGAUCCAGUCGCAGCAGAAGGCGCAGGAAAAGGCUGCCAAGCUAAAGAAGCAGCAGGGGCACGGGCUGAGCGACCAGAUGAAGGCGGCCCAGAAAGCGCUCGUGUUCUCCUGCGCGGUGUGCAAAUCACAGAUGCCCGACCCGAAAACGUACAAGCAGCACUUUGAAAACAAGCAUCCCAAGAACGAACUCCCGGCCGAGCUGAAGGACGUUUAACAAUCGGACGGGCGCACGCCGGGCGUGAUACAGAUUGGGGAUGCCCGCUUAUCCGAGAGGUUCGAUUCCGUGAAUUGCUUCAACGAUGGUUAGUGUAUGCCGCCGGUUAAAGUCGCUUACGUUUACAUUGAGAUUAUUGCCUCCUGCUUCCGCCGUAUGCUUGCAAAUCAACCGUUAGAGCGCGUUUUAGUUAAUUCAGUGCAAGAGAGCACCCAGAGUUUGCAUGUUUCCUACCCACACGUUCAAUGUAAAUAGAUAGUAAAAGAAAACGGUUUUAAAGCGAUCGUGCAUUUGUUUGUGAGAUACAACUUUUCCUAAGCGCUUUCCACACUACCUGACCACCUCACAACACGACAAGUAUUAAAUAAAGAUAAAUUGUGUAUAUCUUGA